Molecule: messenger RNA, 1236 nt
Organism: Medicago truncatula (barrel medic)
Lineage: Eukaryota; Viridiplantae; Streptophyta; Magnoliopsida; Fabales; Fabaceae
Product: transcription factor JAMYB
Exons: 3
Coding region: 128-925 (265 amino acids)
Biological process (GO): regulation of DNA-templated transcription
Cellular component (GO): nucleus
Molecular function (GO): DNA-binding transcription factor activity; sequence-specific DNA binding
Source: RefSeq, a predicted model, not a curated record
ACCAUCAAUUAAAUCAAAAUCUUACACGUUUCUUCGUUUCUCAUAUAUAUUUCAUACUGUUUGUUCUUCCUUUCACAAAACUAAAUCACUUUUAAUUUCAGUAACAAUUAUUGAGAGCUACACAUACAUGAGAGGUAUGGAUAUUAAGGUUCAGAAAGGUGGGUCUGCAAAGGAAAAUGAGACAGGGGUAAGAAAAGGUCCUUGGACGUUAGAAGAGGACACCAUUCUGGUUGAUUACAUUACAAUACACGGUGAAGGUCACUGGAAUACCCUUGCAUCUUCUGCAGGUUUGAGGAGAAGUGGUAAAAGUUGUAGAUUAAGGUGGUUAAACUACUUGCGUCCCGAUUUACGUCGUGGAAAUAUCACACUUCAAGAACAGAUAUUGAUUCUUGACCUCCACUCUCGCUGGGGCAAUAGGUGGUCGAAAAUUGCACAACAUCUACCAGGUAGAACGGACAAUGAAAUAAAAAACUAUUGGAGAACAAGAGUGAUCAAACAAGCAAAGCAACUCAAAUGUGAUGUAAACAGCAAACAGUUCAGAGAUGUAUUGCGUCACGUUUGGAUGCCCCGAUUACUCGAACAAAUUCAACCCGCACCACAAUUCCCCGACACGAAUAAUCCAAACGGAUCACAUAUCCUUCUUCACCAAAACACAUUGCAAAGUUCAGUUUCAGGAAUCAGUGGUAUUUCCUCGGACUCUUCAUCAGUAGAAUUCCAAGUUGCUUCAAAUUCGGACCAAAAUGAUUCUUCGGAGCUUUUGGGCCAUGAAGGUUCAAAACUAUGGUCAAGUUUCAAUAACCAGCAGGUUUCAGAACAGGAGAAGAGCGGUGCUUGUGAUGGUGACUCGUUGUGGAACGAUGAGAACAUGUGGUUUUUGCAACAACUUUAUGAAGAUGUUGAAAUAAAAUACAAUUUACUUGCGUGACGCUUUGUGGGAAUAAUUUAAUUCACAGUAGUGUGAAAUAUUGAAAAAAAAUGGUAUACGGCACUAAGUAGAUCAAUAGGUAUAUUUGUCGCAUUAGGGGAUGAGUUUUUCCUAGACGUGUUGCUACAAAUACAUAAAUAUUGCACGCACCAAGUUUUUUUUCUUGUGCAAUUAUGAUCAGUUUUACUGAGAAAGCUAACGUGUCUUUUUAAGUUUUAUAUUAAAAAGUUGUGUAAUUAUUGUAUUGAUAAAAAUAACAAUUUGUAUUUUAAAUUAAACAUUCCUUUAGUGAAACCUUUGAACAAUGUUUA